UGAAAGUUGAGAGAGAUGUCUGAACGAACGGAUAAGAAUUUGUUAACGUCCAAAUGUGGGUCACAAAGAUCGAGGAUCUGUCAAGAACACGGUGAAGAGGAUUGUCCUAGUGAAAACGAGCAUGAAUUUGAAUCGUUGGAAUACGAAGAGGAUGCUUAUUAUUUGAAUUCAACAACUACACCGAGUUUUGACGAUAUCGACGAACUCGAUGACGAUGCAGACGAAAUUGUUGUCCAUUGUUGGAGAGAUUCUAACGGUGAAAUCGAUGAAAUCGUUGUUGACGAUGCUAAUCUUUUAUUCGAAACGGAAUCGCAUCAAACUGAAGAAAAUAAGAAAUCGGCGACAACACCACCACCACGUGGUUUUCGAAAGAAGAGAUCGGUUCGAGUGAUAUUUCAAGAUUUUUCUAAACCAUAUCUUGAGAAAAUAAGCAACAGUCAGAAUUAUAAGAAGUUUUUAGAAUUGAUUAAAGGAGAGGAAGCCUCUCUUCAUUCAGCUGGUUCUCUUUCUCCAUCAGCUGACAAUGCAGCGAAUGAGUUGCAAGGACUCACUUUGGAGGAACAGGAAAAACAGAAGGCUGCCUGGAACAUGGAACUUGCUAAGAUCGAGGAAGAUAUACAAACACUUAGGCACGUAUUGGCUAACAAAGUGAGGGCUUCUCAAGAAUUAAAAAGGAAGUUGGGCAUAAGCGUUUGGAAAGAACUCACCGAUGAUGUGAAUCAGGGCCUGAAGAACGUUAAGGAGAGUCAAGUUUAUCAGAAUGUUGGAGAGAAACUCGGUCAGUUCAGCAAGGCGAUUACCGACAACAGUUUAUUUCAAAAGACGGAGUCGGUGUUUAAAACUACGGCUGAGAAGACUACGAGCAUUCUUGGUGGUUUUGGCAGUGGAAUUUCUAUGAAAUUAGGUCAAAUGCGUAAUUCCGAUAGUUUCCGUUCUCUGGAAGAAAGAGUUGGAUCUGCUUAUGAAAACGUUAAGACAAAAGUCGUGCCUUCGAGAUCUAAUUCAACGCAAAGUUUUGACGAUGCAUUACGAGAAACAGAAGCAACGAGACGUGCAUCAGCAGCACCAUCGGCAACCAGUCCGACCAUUCCCGAGGACAAACUUCUAUCUUAGAAUUGGUUUUCAACUCUUAACGGUCACUUGUCUCUCCUUUUCCGCGCUACACACGCCAACGAUUACUAUAAUCGAAUUAAUAAUUCGAUUAACGAAUCGAUUAUCCUUAUCUUCACACUACGCUCUAUUAUUAAUUAAUUAAUCGUCCAUUGCAUUUUUAUAAUAAUCGGAGCUAAUCCGCUGAAAUAAGUGUAUGGGAUGGAGAGAAAUUAUUAUUAUUAUUAUUAUUACUAUUACUAUUACUAUUACUAUUAUUUUAUUUUA
Molecule: messenger RNA, 1377 nt
Organism: Polistes canadensis
Lineage: Eukaryota; Metazoa; Arthropoda; Insecta; Hymenoptera; Vespidae
Product: tumor protein D54
Exons: 6
Coding region: 16-1113 (365 amino acids)
Cellular component (GO): cytoplasm
Source: RefSeq, a predicted model, not a curated record